AUGAAAGAUGCUCUGGUCGAGAGAUGGCGGCACAAUCUUCGGAGUCCACUGGAUCUGGAGGCCUUUAGCAGCGUCGAAGUAUCCUUCUGCACACGAAAUGCGAGGAGACGACGACUUAUGCACUUGCUUGGUUCAGACACCAUGCGCAACUACCUGAAUACCAUCUCCUUCAAUUGGGCAUCUGAAGAUUGCGAGCUCGCAUAUUUCAAAGCCCUACGCUGCCCCAAACUAUUCAGGAGAUUCUGGAAGGACCAUAAAGACUGGCAAGAGAAUGUAGGAAAUGCUGUUUCUAUCUGCUUGGAUGCCUUAGAAGAGACGGGAAUUGACGACGACAGUGGCGAAUUGAGUGCCUUAUGGGUCGAGUCUUUCGGCGAGCAAGGAGAUUCUGAUGGCGAAUCAGAUGGAGAGAACCAUCAAGAUGGCGAGGUUGCGUCGUCCCCUGGAGCCCUGAAGGAACAGGUGGACAGUGGACGGAAGACCAUUUGGGAUGCGAAGGACCUCAAACGCGGAACUUCAUUCUCGCUCGGCAAUCAUGGCACCCUGAAAGUGCUCACAGCCUCCACAAGAACCUGUCCCGUGAUUGCGGAGUGGAGCGCUAUCAAGUCUGAGAUUAUGAAGGAAGUCAAAAACGUGGCAAUCAACGAGAAGAUGUUGGGGAGACCUGCUGAGCGCCAUCAUUGCGAGUAUAUACGAGGCUCGUGGGAGGCGAAGCCGCUACCUGUUUUGGUUAUGUCGAAGUCGGCGAAGGUUAUUUUCUCUAACGGUUGA
Hyaloscypha bicolor E is the source of this 768-nucleotide messenger RNA. RefSeq lists its product as uncharacterized. Bases 1 to 768 code for a protein of 255 amino acids. The record is from RefSeq and is a predicted model, not a curated record. The transcript is spliced from 2 exons. NCBI's taxonomy places the organism in Eukaryota, Fungi, Ascomycota, Leotiomycetes, Helotiales, Hyaloscyphaceae.